AUUUUCCAAUAUUAAUCAAGACCAUUCAAAAAUAUUGACAAUUAUUAACACGUUUAUUUGAAUUGCAUACCCGGGAAGCCCUUGCAUUAUUUAGAAUGAAAAUUAAGCAGAUCAAAUUUGAAGGAUAAAGAUAUCAAUUUUGCAUUGUUUAAUUGAAGUCAUUGUAAAUUAUUUAAAAAGCUAUUAGUAAUUGAUAAUUAUCUGAAGUAUAAUUAUGCAAUCUUUUAUAUCAUUUAAAUACAAAUUUUCUCAACGCGACCGAUGAUCCAUUUUAUUAAAGUUAAAUUGAACUUGAAUUAAGCUUUUAAGGAAGUUCUUAUCUACAACUUCCUUUAGCAUCAUAAAAACAAGUGUUACGUAAUGCAGACAAACGUAUGCAUCUUUGCUUCAAUUAUUUAAAGAUUCAAAUCGCAUUUUUCUGAAACGUGAUUUCAUAUACGAGUUUGUCAUAGACAAUACUUCCAGAACAAAAUCGUAUUUAGCGCGACUUUAGAGUUAAAAAACAUAGAUGGCAACUUCGUCCAGUUACACCAACAGCUACUGAGAUGACAGUCAUUUGAUUGUUUCCUAGUAUACUGCGCCUGUAUAAUUGAAACAGCUGAUCAUAGUACAAAUCGUAGGUGUAAAGUGAUUUAAAUUAAUUCUCUCAAAAGAUCAUAAAUAACCAUGGAUUCGAAGGAGACGAAAACAGAAGUUGAGAAAAGUCUAAAUAAAAUAUUGGACGAUUUGGAGACAAUACCAAAAGAUAAGCAACACGAUUGGGCGUACGAGCAAAUAAACAAAACUUUUGGUAAAAAAUUAACGGAACCCUUGGUAGAAGUUCUGACAGCUCAUCUGUUCGACGGUGAAUACGAAGCAAACGAAAAGAAACCCUCAUGGUUCGAUCAGGAGAAAUUCGACAGAGGGCAAAAAUUCGCCCAAGAUCACAUAUUUUCGGUACUUUUUGUCAACGUACACGCGCUUUUCAUGGCUUUCUCUUUCUACGACAGCUUAAAGCCCAUAAUCGCCACUGGUAAAUCCAGCACACCCUUUACAUCAUUUAAAAGAUACAACUCUACGGGCGCCAAAUUCUACAGCUGGUACACGUCCGAUCCCUGGACCAAAGGGACAGAUGCCUACAAUAGCGUCAGACACGUGCGCCGCAUACACCAGUACAUACGCGAAAAGAUGUCGGCCAUGUCGACCGAUGAAUGGACAAACAGAACGACGAUCGAUCCCGUCUGGUGUCCGGCUUUGAAAGCGACCCGCGCCGACUUUGACUCGGCUUGUCCGGCCGCGAGCGCCGAGCAGUGCCCCUACUGGGUAUUUGAAAAUCUGCCGAAACUCAAGAACAAAAAGCUCAGCCAGGGCGAGAUGGCGAUCACUCAGAUCUCUUUCGUGUGUUUCGUCAUUCUGAGGCCCGAGGAGCUCGGAAUUCACGGGGCUACGGACGACGAGCUCGAGGCCUUCUGUCACGUCUGGAGGACAAUAGGAUAUCUUUUGGGUAUCGACGAUCGGUACAAUUAUUGUCGAGGAACGUUGGAAGAGAUAAAGUCUCGCACGAGAGACGUUCUGGAAUUUUGGGUAAAACCGAAUUUGCGCAUAGUCGAGCCUGGGUGGGAACACAUGAUGAGAUGCUUAGUGGAGGGUCUGAACUAUAAAAGGAACGGAAAAGGUCUUGGAUACGAGGCUAUGCUCGUCAAUACCAUGGAGUGCAUGGAUUUAGAAAUGCCUAAAAUUUACAACUCCAUGUCAUUCAGCGAUUGGAUAGCUUAUAAAAUUUUUAAAUUCGUUUUGGGUUUUGGCUCAAAAUACCUGGGGCUACGUCACGUACUGAAUAGAAUGGUGAUGCAAAGUAUUCAUGCUGUCCAAUCUUUCACCGACGACAAGUUCGAAGAAUUGGAAAAAAGAUCGCGAGAGACCCUUGAAUCGGGCGCCACGAAGCUCGAAACAGUGAUGAAUUCAAUCGAUUGAUUUUCACAAACAUUCGUCUAUGUAGAUGAUAUUUUUUACGAGAAAAAGUUUUAUAUAUGAUUAUAUUUUUGUAGUAACCCGAUGAUACUGUAAACAAAGUUGAAAAAAGGACAAUAACUUUAUUAAACACGCAGUAGUUGCGAUUCAAUUUUCGUAAACAACAA
Trichogramma pretiosum is the source of this 2117-nucleotide messenger RNA. RefSeq lists its product as uncharacterized. NCBI's taxonomy places the organism in Eukaryota, Metazoa, Arthropoda, Insecta, Hymenoptera, Trichogrammatidae. The transcript has 5 exons. Bases 667 to 1953 code for a protein of 428 amino acids. The record is from RefSeq and is a predicted model, not a curated record.